Messenger RNA from Phanerochaete carnosa HHB-10118-sp, 682 nucleotides. RefSeq lists its product as uncharacterized. NCBI's taxonomy places the organism in Eukaryota, Fungi, Basidiomycota, Agaricomycetes, Polyporales, Phanerochaetaceae. Bases 41 to 580 code for a protein of 179 amino acids. The record is from RefSeq and is a predicted model, not a curated record. The transcript is spliced from 2 exons.
GAGCAAGGAGAACGAAGAGCUCAAGGCGCGGAUCUCUACCAUGGAGAAGCAACACCUGGAGCACAGAGAAUCCCUCCAAACGUUCAAGGCAGAGAUGGGGGCACUCAACGCCGCAUUGCAAGCGUAUAUUAGUCGACCCACGUCACCCCCGUCAGCGCCUCCAGCGCCUCCAGUUGUCCCGGACAUGCAGUACAUCGCGGACACCAUCAGACCUAUGGUCCUCGAGAGCAUCCGCAACGAUGUGCGCCCGCUGCUAGAAGACCUGACGAUCGAAGUGCAGCAGAUGAUAACGCGGCAGAAUACGCAAGUCGCGCAGAGUCUCAUGAACAAAUUGCAGCUCACGCUCAAGACGGUGGAGGUUAUAUAUAACUGGAUGAACCGGACGGCUGCUGCACAGGUGCAGCUUGCGGCCCCUCCCCCCGCUGCCGCAUCUCCUUUGGUCUCACAGAAUGCGAUAGCCACAAACGGACACGGUUCGAACGGCCUGUCUUCUCCGGCGGUAGGCACGAGCAUAGUGGACGCUACGAAUCAUAGAGGCGCGUCGCCGGUUGUGCCGGUCACCACUGCCUUCAUCCGGUGAAGGGGUUCCCACCAACAUAAUGAUAUUACUGUCUCCAGUCGUGUCGUGUGGCGUUCAUGUGUUUAUUUAUGUAUGCAUGUGGCCCUGUGUAAUCGUAUCAAG